Molecule: messenger RNA, 3455 nt
Organism: Acipenser ruthenus (sterlet)
Lineage: Eukaryota; Metazoa; Chordata; Actinopteri; Acipenseriformes; Acipenseridae
Product: type-2 angiotensin II receptor-like
Exons: 2
Coding region: 224-1330 (368 amino acids)
Biological process (GO): immune response; G protein-coupled receptor signaling pathway; regulation of vasoconstriction
Cellular component (GO): membrane
Molecular function (GO): angiotensin type II receptor activity
Source: RefSeq, a predicted model, not a curated record
UCUUGCACAAAACUUUGGCAAAUGUUCAAGAGGCCAGCGUUGAGUCUCUGUUCAAUGCUGUGUCCCUGUGGAUAUGGGAGGAAAUAUAAGACAGACAUCCAGUCCUGGACUUCAUUUAGCCUUGAACAACAAGCAAGAAAGCACAUCUCAGCGGACUUAACUAGAAGGAAUGCCAGUUUACAAAGAGAGUACAUGCAACCCUGUGUGGAUUUAAUCACUGGAAAUGACCGCUAUGCUUAACAACUCCCUCCCCUUCACAACAGAGGGGACCAACUUCUCGUCUGUCAACGGAUCCCUGAACGGGACGCUGCCAGUGCCAUCAUGCCCCUCUGUCUCACUCUCUGAUUACCAGUCUGAGCUCAUCCCAGCGAUAUACAGCAUCAUAUUUAUUUUGGGGUUCAUUGGAAACAGUGUGGUUGUGGUAGUGCUGUGUCUACAAAUGGGAUGUAAAACAGUGGCAAGCACUUAUAUCCUGAACUUAGCCAUCUCUGACCUCCUCUUCUUGACCAGCCUCCCGCUCUGGGCCGUCUACUAUGCUUUUGGCUACAACUGGAUUUUUGGGGCUGUAAUGUGCAAGAUUUGCGGCUCCUUGCUGUGCAUCAAUUUAUACGCCAGCAUAUUUUUCAUCACUUGCAUGAGCGUGGACAGGUACCUGGCCAUCGUCUAUCCUUUCCGGUCUCAGAGGCGCAGGAGUCUUUGCCAGGCUCAAUCAGUUACCUUCCUGGUGUGGACGUUGGCUUGCCUCUCCACUCUGCCCACCAUGUGUUUCAGAAACACGUACAACAUCCCGGAGCUCGGGGUCAUGGCGUGCGUUAUGGAUUUCCCGAACCCCCGUGAAAGUUGGUUUGUGGCCAUGGCCCUAAUGAAGAACAUACUGGGCUUCCUGGUCCCGUUCACAGUGAUUGCCAGCUGUUACAUCGGUAUUGGGAAGCACUUACUGGGGGCAACAGGACUGGACAAAAACACCCCAAAUCGAGACCGAGCCUUGAGGAUGGUUGUGGCCGUGAUGCUGGCAUUUUUCUUCUGUUGGUGUCCCUUCCACAUUAUCACCUUCCUGGAUGUCCUGACCAGACUGAACUUGAUCCAGAGCUGUGGGGUGAAAGCAAUGAUAGACACUGCAGUGCCUUUUACGCUCUGCAUUGCUUUUGCCAACAGCACCAUUAACCCUUUCCUGUACUGCUUUGUGGGCAUUCAUUUCAGGGAACAGUUCAGACGCCUGUCAGAGAGAAGGCUCCCUCACAUCUUCAGUAAGAGGGGCUCGACCAGCACGAGGCUCAGCUCCUUCUCCAGGAAGCUCAGUGACGUCAAGGAGGGGACAAAGGGACCCUAAUGGAAGGGUCCUCCAGUCUUCAGCCAUGCUGGCCAGUGAAUGGAGAGUGGAUCUCUGUACUGUGUUAUGCACCCCAGUCAGAAUCGACUGGUCUUAAUGUGCAGCUUGCACUGGUAACAAUCCCUUACUAAUUGUUACUACACCUUUUAAGUAACAUUUAAUACUGGGUUAUACUGAUGAAUGUCUUAGUAAGUACAGUAAGGAGGCUGAUGUUGUUCAGCAGUCCCUAUACAACAUAUGGGUUCCAGUUUUUAUUUAUUAAUAACUAACGAGAUAUUAUACCCAAAGGACUUAUACAUAGCUUUUUAUAACUCACUUGGAAUAAUACAGAAUAUGUACAAUAUAAUAUUUGUAAGGAUGUUUUUGAUUGCAUACAAUAUUUUUAAAUGUAACACAAUAUAAACUCUAAAGAAUUAUACAAAAAAUAUAUAUUAUUGUGUUGCCUCUAAAGAAUUAUAUUUUUUAUAUAUAAUUCAAAAUAUGUAAAAAAUAAAUAAACAACUUUCAUUUGUGUAUUUGUGUUCAAAUAACAAAUAGACAUUUGGUAUCUGAGAACAUACUGCACAACAAGAUAUUUAUUUAUUUUUUCUUGUCACAUUAAAGCUGUAUUAUUUUGUAAAAAACAAACUUCUGCAGUCACGUUUGUCAAUAUCUUUACCAACUAUGUCUUGAAUUGCAGUGCAAUGACAGUAUAUGGGUACUGCUGCAGUAAUGCAGUUAGAGUGCUGUAGCACAAGGCAUGGGCCAUUGAGAGCACAGUACCAUGGUGGUAACACACUGCUUAUCCAUAUGAGUACCAGUGCAGUAGCAUAUACUGCAUACCCUAUACAUCACACACCAAAAAGGGCACUUAUACUGCAUACCCUAUAGAUAACACACUGAAAAAGGGCACUUAUACUGCAUACCCUAUACAUAACACACUGAAAAAGGGCACUUAUACUGCAUACUCUAUACAUAACACACUGAAAAAGGCACUUAUACUGAAUACCUUAUACAUAAUACACUGAAAAGGGCACUUAUACUGCAUACCCUAUACAUAACACACUGAAAAAGGCACUUAUACUGAAUACCUUAUACAUAAUACACUGAAAAGGACACUUAUACUGCAUACCCUAUACAUAACACACUGAAAAGGGCACUUGUUGAAACAUUUGCCUACUGUUUAUUUUUACUCAUUUUAUGAUUUAGUGUUUAAAUUGUCGUUUCUCUCCUGCACUGAAUCUCCUUGCCAGGCUGCUCUGUUAAGGGUCUGUAAAGACUGCCUUCGAGUCUCGCUUAGUCUCCUCAUUCUUGUUGAAUAACCACCAGUCCCUGAGACAGGGAGUCUGGCAGUCCUUGCAUGGUUUAGGUUUUCUUCACCCAGUAGUAUCCGUUUGUAUCCAAGGUCUCCUGCUCCAGUCUCUGUAUGCUGUUAUUGGGCUCAGCAGUGGUGCUGCAGUAUGCAGAUGGCAAACAGAGGUUUUAUUACCUCCUUCUAAUAAUGAUGGGCUUCGAGUCCCAAAACUGCAUGCACCAGCUGAGAGACCUUCACGUGCCUGAGCAGAGCCUCACUCGGUCCCUUCAAAGCAUAUCAUCACUUGUAUUUAGCAUUGGGAAUGUGCUGAAUCACCCAUUUUAUCGCAUCCUGAAAAACGACAGCUGGAAGCGAUACCCCAUGGCAAGGCGUAUUCCGUAAAACAAUAACCUGUUGAGAAAACGGUAUGGCUCCAGUUCCAUCACUAAAACUAAAAACAUCUGGUACUUGAUUUUACUCUUAGAGGUAUCCGUAUCCACGUUGUUUUGUAAUUGCUGUUAUUUGAAAUAAUUCUCAUCCACUUAUUACAUGCUCUUAAUGGACAUUACUUGUAUGAGCAAACAUUUUUACUAUAAGUUAACUGCUCUUAGUCGAGCUCAUUCUUAAAGGAAAUUAUUUACUGUAUUCUUUAUUUUGCUCUUAUUUGAAUUUGUUCUGAUUUUCUACUGAUUUUACUGUAUUUUAUAACUGCUCUUAUCUGUAAUGUGAUAUUUUGUAAUGUGAUACUUUGUACAGUGAUAUUUUGUAACAAUUGCAAAUUGCCCUGGAUAACAGCGUCUGCUAAGAAAUAAAUAAUAAUAAAAUAAUAAUAAAACUUUUUAUUCACAGUCA